Messenger RNA from Thermochaetoides thermophila DSM 1495, 1581 nucleotides. RefSeq names its product putative chromosome transmission fidelity protein. The transcript has a single exon. The coding region runs from base 1 to 1581 and encodes 526 amino acids. NCBI's taxonomy places the organism in Eukaryota, Fungi, Ascomycota, Sordariomycetes, Sordariales, Chaetomiaceae. The record is from RefSeq and is a predicted model, not a curated record.
AUGCUGCCCAAUGAGAUGCCGACAAGGGUACUCGACGUGGGUGUCAGGGACGAAGAUCCAAUCCGACUACAUGAGCCUGUGGGUUCAUCCAUACGCUACAUGUGCCUCUCCUACUGCUGGGGCGGCGCGAAGUUUCUCAAAACCACCAGAGCGAAUUACGACAAACACAAGCAAGAAAUCCGACUGGACGAGUUACCACAGCUCUUCCAGGACGCAGUCAGAGUGACUCGCUCUUUGGGAGUCCGUUACCUAUGGAUCGAUGCUCUAUGCAUCAUCCAGGACGACAUCAACCUUACAGACUGGAAGCGAGAAUCCGUCCGCAUGGCGAGUGUCUUCCAAAACUCUUACCUCACCAUCUCAGCAACGCGGGCCCCGUCACCACAUAGUAGUCUCUUUGCGAAAAUGGAGACUACGCAAGUCGGCCCGGUUAUGGUACGCAAGAUACUCCAUGCUCCGCCCAUUAGGAUGAGGGAGGGUAUGGAGGGGACUGAAUGGGCCAGCAACUUCCCACUGUUCAGACGUGGUUGGGCAUUCCAGGAACGCAUGCUCUCACCUCGGGUCGUUCACUUUGGUCCGCAUGAGAUAGAGUGGGAUUGCAUGAAGCGCCGUGCCUGCCAAUGCAUCCCGGAUACCGAAGAGGAUAUCCCAGCGUCAUUCCUGUGGGGUGUUGGUACAGGUCUUGACCUAACGGCAACACUCUUGGAGAUAUCAUCGAUCAAACAGCGGGGGACCUUGGAUCGGGUCUGUGCCAGGAUACCGUUCGGCAUACCCCUCAAGCCAUCCGAAUUUCUCCACAUGAAGAAGACAGAUGAUCGCCUGGCUAUUGCAAAAGUCUGGCAUACGACCGUGACAAAUUUCUCGCCGCUGGAGUUGACUGAUAAGUCGGACAGACUAGCAGCCAUCUCCGGCAUGGCCGAAGCAAUGCAAAGGAAUACCUCGAACUGGCAAUACCUGGCUGGCCUGUGGAAGGAAACACUGUUGCUGGAUCUAUGCUGGCAUACAAGCCCUUACUCUCGGAUUGACAAGGAUGAUCGGCGUCAGCCUACCUGGUCUUGGGCGUUUCUCGACGGCCGCGCGUUCAUGCCUAUUGCAGAAUGGGCCGACAUCGACGAUGCGGGAUGGAAACUCCAGUGGGAAGAGUACGCGAAAGUGGUCGACGCCUCAUGUACACUAGCUACACACUCGUCUACCGGUCUGGUUCUAGACGGUUGUCUUGAGCUGCGCUGUCGUCUUAUUCCGUUUGAUCAUUCCUUGCAUCAGAUGUUGCGGGACUUUACCUUCCUUGAUGAAUAUGGCUCCUGUUGCUGUGAAGCGCAGGAAAGGCUAUACUUUGUGCCUGUGGGAUCUUUUACAUACAAAAAAUCGUCGAGGCAUCUGGGGCUCAUUCUUGAGCGUAUCGGGGAAGAUAAGUCGUCGGAUAUGGUUCGCUUGGGUGCUGUCGUGAUUCCCAUUGGAAAGAUCUCUCGAACUCGCUUCGAUGGGUUCCGGUCAAGAUCCCAUGAUGAGCAGGCGGCAACUCAUGCUUUUCGGGCGUUUAAGGAGGCGACAGGGAACGAGAUGGUCAAGAUUCGGAUCUUUUAA